AUGUCGUUAAAGAUCGGCUUUGGUGCGUCAAACAAGAACAAGAAGCCAUUGCAAAGCUCGAAGGCUUUAUUUGGCGACGAUGAGGAAGAUGAACCAACACAGCAAGACAACACAGAGCAAGUUGGCGGACUUCCUCUUGACCAGCUUCAGCCAUCCAAGAGAUUGGAUGACGCGGAGCUUCCUGGUAAACCUUCACUGAAAGCGAAAUCAAAGCCAGGGCUACAUACCUUGCAAUACGGCGACUUGUCUGCUCAAAGGUCGAGUUUAAAAACGGUAGAAUCUGCGCUUCAGGUCGACGCUGCCAUCUAUGAUUAUGAUGCUGCUUUCGACGCCAUCCACGCUAAAGACGCUGAACGUAAAGCCCAACGAAGGAAAGAGGCCGAAGAACGUCAAUCGAGGUACAUCGAAAACUUCAUGGCCGCAGCUGAAACGCGUAAACAAGAUUUAGCCCGUGCAAGGGACAAGCAACUCCAACGUGAACGCGAAGCUGAAGGGGACAUGUACGCUGACAAGGAGAAGUUUGUAACAGAGGCAUAUAAGAAGCAACAGGAGCAACUUCGUAAAGCAGAGGAAGACGAGAAGAAGAAACAGGAAGAGGAAGAGAAAAAGAGGAAGGCUUUGGGUAUGCAGGGGUUUUAUAAGGCUGUGAUGGAUGAACAAGAGAGGCGGUAUCAAGAAGCGAUGCAAGCUGCGGAGGAAGUUACCAAGUCAGGCAAGAAAAUCGAGGUUCCAUUGGAGGAGGAAAAGACGGAUGCACAGAUUGCAGAGGAGCUUAAAGCGCAGGGAAAAAAUGUGCUGCUCAAUGACGAAGGCCAGAUUGUCGACAAACGUGAGACGCUGUCUGCAGGUCUCAACUUCGUUGCCAAACCAAAGCCUGCGGGCACAGUCAAGACUCAGAAUAGAGCACCCGUACAGCCGGCAUGGCAGAACAAAGGCAUUGGAAAUCAAAAAGCCAUGCGAGAGCGGCAGACGAGGAUGAUAGAAGAGCAACUAGCAGCAGCGGCAAAACGAGCAGCCGAUGAAGAAGCGGAAGAGAGAAGAAGACUUGAGCACGCAAGUAAGAGUCGCAAAACGGCGGCCGAGGUGGGAAGUGCCAAAGAGAGGUACUUGGCAAGGAAGAAAGCGGCGGAAGAGGCGAAGAAGCAGCAGAAUGAUGCCAGCUGA
Messenger RNA from Verruconis gallopava, 1164 nucleotides. RefSeq lists its product as uncharacterized. The coding region runs from base 1 to 1164 and encodes 387 amino acids. The record is from RefSeq and is a predicted model, not a curated record. NCBI's taxonomy places the organism in Eukaryota, Fungi, Ascomycota, Dothideomycetes, Venturiales, Sympoventuriaceae. Gene Ontology annotation, biological process: regulation of alternative mRNA splicing, via spliceosome. The transcript has a single exon.